CCAACCGUCGCCCAUCCCAACAAGACCAAACACGACUGCUGGUUCUCGUUCGUCCGCAACAACCGUUACAUGUGUAUAAUCUGUCACGAUCGUUAAAAUGUCGUCAAAUGCAGGGGCUUAAAAGAGUCAAACCCCUUUCUUUUCUUAAAAAAGUUGUUCAUUUUGUUGAUAAUCCAGAAAGCAAGUGAUGUCUGAACAAGAGAAGAUGGUCGGUAGUGGUAGUGAGGCUCAGAUGGAUGAUUCCAAGCCAGUCUUGGAAGGAAAUGAGGGUGUUGUUGUAGCCGAAGCUGACUGUUUAUCUCCAAUGGACACUGAAAAAGAAGCUUCUGAAGUGAAAGACCAUGUUCAGGUUGAAGAAGAUGGGAAAUUGAUGGCUCAGCCGGUCUGCGACAACCCGGAUUCCGUUGAAGGACAAGCUGUUUCUGACCAAACCCACGGUCGUGAGGACCAUGACAAAGCUCACAAUGUUGUUGUUGUUGCCGCUGAUGUUCAAAAUGAGGAGCUUUUAAAUUCUGGGGAUGAUGAAGAUGGUAAAUUUAAGGAUGUUGAGGACAAAUCUGUGGCCGAAACUAUUACCAGAACGGAUGAAAUUGAACAUGACAAUGAACUCUGUGGAAUCCCCACUGCUGAAAUAAAAGUAAAGCCCGAAGGUGAUGCCGAUGGAGUUGACAAUCAGGAGCAGACCACAUCGAGAGAACUCGAUGACAAAAACCCUAACAUGUGCUUCGACAACGACGGGUCCGACUUGGAGGAGGAGCAAGUGGCUUUCGUGAAAGAGGUUGAAGCAUUUUACAAGGAGAAUAACCUUGAAUUCAAACACCCUAAGUUUUACAAGGAGGAUUUGAAUUUGCUCAAGUUAUGGAGAGCUGUCAUCAAAUUGGGAGGCUAUGAACAGGUGACCUCAUGCAAAUUGUGGAGGCAGGUGGGAGAAUCGUUUAAUCCCCCAAAGCACUGCUUGAGUAUGAAAAGCAUAAAUUGCAUGGCGCUGUACUCCCUCAUUCUGUUCCUUCCCUCAUAGAGCCUAUCACGGUUGUUAGUCCGCCUCCUGAUAGUACUCAAGCUCCUGGAUCCGGUAGGACAAAGAGGGCUGCUGCUGCUCGUGCUAUGCAGAGCUGGCAUUCUCAGCGUGUUCUUGAUAAUGGAGAGGUCUGUCAUCC
This is a messenger RNA of Hibiscus syriacus, 1157 nucleotides long. RefSeq names its product AT-rich interactive domain-containing protein 5-like. Gene Ontology annotation, cellular component: nucleus. The record is from RefSeq and is a predicted model, not a curated record. Gene Ontology annotation, biological process: regulation of transcription by RNA polymerase II. The transcript is spliced from 8 exons. Lineage: Eukaryota; Viridiplantae; Streptophyta; Magnoliopsida; Malvales; Malvaceae. Gene Ontology annotation, molecular function: DNA binding. Bases 188 to 1018 code for a protein of 276 amino acids.